Messenger RNA from Cucurbita pepo subsp. pepo (vegetable marrow), 773 nucleotides. Its product is annotated as DNA-directed RNA polymerases II, IV and V subunit 6A. NCBI's taxonomy places the organism in Eukaryota, Viridiplantae, Streptophyta, Magnoliopsida, Cucurbitales, Cucurbitaceae. Gene Ontology annotation, biological process: transcription by RNA polymerase II; transcription by RNA polymerase I; tRNA transcription by RNA polymerase III. Gene Ontology annotation, cellular component: RNA polymerase III complex; RNA polymerase I complex; nucleus. Gene Ontology annotation, molecular function: DNA binding. The record is from RefSeq and is a predicted model, not a curated record.
AUCGUAUAUAAAUUCAAGCCGCGGCGGGCCUAACGUUCGUCGUUGUCGAUUACUUCUGAAGUUCUGAAACUAAGGGUUUUAGGUGAAUCCAGAGAGGCGAGAACAGCUUUCUAUCGAUCAUCAAUGGCGGAUGAUGAUUACAAUGACGUCGACAUGGGAUAUGAAGAUGAGCCACCAGAGCCUGAGAUGGAGGAAGGAGCUGAAGAAGAAUUAGAUAACAAUAAUGCCGAUGAUGUUCCUGGUGAACCUGUUGAAGCAGAGGAUAAGGAAGAUGAAGAACCUAUUGAACGUGUGCGUAAAACCUCAAAAUUUAUGACGAAGUACGAACGUGCUAGAAUUUUGGGUACUCGUGCCCUCCAAAUCAGCAUGAAUGCUCCUGUCAUGGUCGAGUUGGAGGGUGAGACUGAUCCACUUGAGAUUGCAAUGAAGGAGCUUCGUGAGCGGAAGAUACCCUUCACCAUUCGUCGCUACCUACCAGAUGGAAGUUAUGAAGACUGGGGCGUUGAUGAACUUAUUGUGGAGGACUCUUGGAAGAGGCAAGUUGGUGGCGCUUGAUCUAUAUCCUUUGUUGUGUGGCUGUCAGCGUAUGUGAGAUAGUAGUUUCAACUGCAUGGCGAUUAGAGCCCCAUGGUCCAAUACAGUCAUCUUCGAACGGUGAGAUGGUUGCUCGCCAUUAUUGUUUUGUUAUAUAACUAUCUAUAGUAUAUUGGGAAAGAACCACUAAUGGCAAACAUUCUUUACUAUUAUAAAGCAUGUCAUUAACACUUCCAUUA